Messenger RNA from Talaromyces marneffei, 2145 nucleotides. RefSeq lists its product as uncharacterized. The transcript has a single exon. Lineage: Eukaryota; Fungi; Ascomycota; Eurotiomycetes; Eurotiales; Trichocomaceae. Bases 1 to 2145 code for a protein of 714 amino acids. The record is from RefSeq and is a predicted model, not a curated record.
AUGAAGAUACCAGCUUCAUUUCCAUCACUUGUGCUACUGUUGACAGCUCUCGGCGAUGUCUCCAGUGGAAAACCGCUCUUUAUCCCGCAUCUUAGAGGCAGAGAUGGUCAGCGGUCUGGCGCGUCGUCUAGUGCAGUUCAAGAGAAUUCAGUUGUACCAGUCUCGUCUGUAGCUGAGGCUACAUCGACACCUUCAACAUCUGCUGCUACGUCAACUCUUCCUACAUCGACAGCUCCUGCUAGUUUGACCAGCGCAGAAGCAUCUAUCCCCCCCGCUGGCACAUCUCAUGCUCUAGACACGGCAGCUACAUCGCCUACAACUAGUCCACCACCUGCAACUGUUCCUACUAGCCAGCUGACAAGCCAGCCGACCACCAAGGCCGACUCGAGCGCUCCAGGAACCACAACUCUGGCUGCAUCAGGCACUGCUGGCGCUGCAGGGACGGUCAAGUUACCGAGUACAGCUUUGACGACUAGCACGCCAGCUACAAUUGUGGCUUCUACUCCUGUGUCUUCAGCUGUGUCUUCAGCCGUGGCCUCGACAUUCGUCACAAGCUCAUCACCACCGCAGAUUCAGACCCAAGUUGCUACUAGCCCAAGCUCCGCCAUAAUCCUGUCUUCCAGCGCACCUGCGGUUCCUACAUCUCAACCAACAACGGCGACGACAGCAUCGCCAACAAAGGCCUCUGACGUCGGUUCAGUCAUACCCUUGGCUACACCAUUGGCACCACCAAGCAGCAAAGCCUCAAGCGCGACCACUAUCCUAGCCGGUCCAUCUUCUGCACCUGCUAUUUCGAGCCACACCUCAAGGACCCAUACUCCUACUCGUCCCAUUCUUAAUACGUAUAAAACGUCAGGGACGGGAAUAGAAACACAUGGAGCAGCGACGGCAGCAUCUAUCGUGGUCAAACCCACUAGAUCUCCUUUACAACCUUCUCAGCCAGCUGUUGCCUCUAGUGCAGUAACUACGAGUCUUACAACUCAUUCUUCAAAAGUACUACCCACAGCUGCUUCAUCCGCCAUCUCGACCCACGUUCCGGAUACCUCUAUCAUGAGCAGUUAUCCAGCGACGAGUCAAUGGUCCCUUCCGUCUGUGACCUCAACUGUCAAACCACUUUCUCAAGGACCGUCUGCCGCUCAUUCUUCAUCAGUCCCGGCAGUGCCUGAAAUUUCUGGCUUCUCGACUGCAACAUCAGCUGCAGCAGGAACUGUGCACAGUGAUUCUGUACCUGCGAUUCCGCCCACGAGCAUUGUGCCUACAACAACGGGGUAUAGUGCACCUUCCACGGUCGUUGUACCUACAUCCAAACCAUCGACUACAACAACAGUGCGAACCUCACACCUACCCUCGGCAGCAGUCAUUCCUACUUCUAUCUCCCCUUCCAUUGCAGGAGCAGGAGCAGGAAAAGGAUCAAGUGUGACGUCAGCCACCAUCCCUGUGGUCAUACCAAUAACUUUCAGUACUUUACAACCCCAAAACACCAUCAAACCUGUCCCGCCCAUCUCAGACGCCGGCACCAACCAUCCAAAGGCAAGUGCACACGCAAUCCCAUCGGUCGCCAUCGAAAGUUCAACAUCAACCACUUUCGUCCCCGCCCCAGUCCCGACAAGUACAGCACACGAGCCAGACACCAACGUUGUCCCUAUAAGCACGAAACCAGAGUUGGUGACUACCCUGACGGAGACUUUAGUGUCCACGGAGACAUCAGUAGAGCCAACGACUACCCUAAUGAUGACUUUUACAUCGACUGUCUACGCAACCGUGACGGCUCCGACUCCUUCCACAAAACCUGCACAGAAUAGAGUCGCGCCAGCACCCAAUCCGUUCGUUACAACUCCGACGCCUGUCGCUAAUAAUGCCGCAGCACUUCCCACAGUAACGGUGACAUCAAUAAGUGUCCAGGAAGUUACGACCACAGUUACAACUACGCAGAUAAGCACAUAUACGCCGCCAGUGGUUACGGUACUUCUGCCUACGACGAUACCUGGACCACAGGUUACGACGACAGAGACCCAAAUGCUUACGACGACGGUGACGGCUAAGCAGACUCCUAUUCCCAGUUCUAGUCCUGCGUCUGUUGCAGGGAUGCGUUCGAUUGAAGCUACUGAUAAUGCUCUUUUUUUCGGACAUCCUCACGCAUCAUGA